CUGCUGUACUCACCGAGGUUCCUGGGUUGUAGGCGAACGAUCAGGUCUACCAUUUCAUUCUUUUAAAUUUAGAGGUAGGAGGGGAAUUCUAGGUGGGAUUUGCUUAUGCACCCAGCAAAUUAGUAUGGUUUUUGGAAGGCAUGGAGUAGAAAGAAUCGUAGUCCGCCCUCUUAGAAUUGGUUUGUGGCUGCCAAGUUAAAGAUGAAAGGUUGUAAGAUUAUUUAAGAGUUGGAGCGGAAUCAGAUUAUAAUGGCAACAGGUGACCUAAAAAGAAGUUUGAGGAAGCUGGAACAAGUUCUUCGUUCACUAAAUUACCCUAAUGAGGUGGAUUAUGUCGGCCUGAUGAAGGGAGACACAGCAGCAUCCUUGCCCAUCAUCAGCUAUUCUCUUACCUCAUACUCCCCUCAUGUAGCAGAACUUCUGAUGGAAUCCAAUAUAGAGCUCAUAGCGAAGAAUGAUGUGCGCUUUACAGAUACUGUCUAUAAGCUUCUUCGUGAUCAGUUUGAUUAUAAACCAAUUUUGACAAAAAAGCAGUUUAUACAGUCUGGAUUUGCUGAAUGGAAAAUUGAAAUUGUCUGUGAUAUAUUAAAUUGUGUGAUGAAAAAACACAAGAAAUUGAUUGGUCUUGACAAGAAUUCAUCAUGCCAAAGGAAGAAGAGCAUUUCUGAAAAGCCAGAAUCUUGUUCAAGCCGUGAGAAGUGCCCUGCAGAGACAGUUGGCAUUGGCGUCACGGGCAGGUUUAUGACAUCAGGAAAGAAGAAGGCUGUGGUGAUCCGUCACCUGUAUACUGAAGAGAACGUUAGUGUUCCUGAAGGGACAGUAACCUCAACAGAAGUGAGUGAAGGCUGCAAUGAGUUGGAAGAGCAGAGUUCUGACAUACGCAUUCCUGAGGCGCAGGCCCCUGAGGUCAAGGCUGAGCUGCAAGAUAUGUGUGAUAAUCCUGAGGUUACCGCACUUCAGAUUGCACUGGCUGAAUGUCAGGAAAAGCUGAAGAAGCUGACUUGGAUAGAGAAACGGCUUGAGUGUUUGGAAGCUACAACAAAAGGGAAAGUGAUGGUCGAUGAGAAGGCCUGGAAUAAUAUUCUAAGUCGAGUGACUCUUCUCGAAACAGAGAUGCUUCUGUCUAAAAAGAAUGAAUCUGUAGAGCCUAACACAACAAGUGAAGACUCUGAGUCAAUUAGUGGUGUGGAUGUUGUGCCCUAUGAUAAAAAAUACAGUGUUGAGGGGCCAGCCAGUACCUGUCACUCAUCUGGCUACAGUACAGUAUCAUUGGCAACAGUGCCCAGGAGCUCCACUAUUAAUUACUGUGGCUUGAACGAUUUUUCAGAGGAAACAACUAUGCAGAAAAUGGAAAGGAUGAAAAAAAUGUUUGAAGAGACCGCGGAGUUACUGAAAUGCUCCAGUCGCUAAUUGUAGACUGUUCUGCAUAAACAUCCCAGGACUUUGGCUACUUAUAUAUAUUCUGUAUCUAAGAAUUCUGUGUAUAAUUUUAAUAUACUAUAAUUUUUAAUAGAUGAUAAUUUUUAUUAAGAAUUUGCACUCUAUUUGAUAUUUGAGUUUUUUCAUUUUUAAAUAAAUACUUUUAAUAGUUUAA
Rattus rattus (black rat) is the source of this 1594-nucleotide messenger RNA. RefSeq names its product centrosomal protein 44 (gene Cep44). NCBI's taxonomy places the organism in Eukaryota, Metazoa, Chordata, Mammalia, Rodentia, Muridae. Bases 250 to 1410 code for a protein of 386 amino acids. The transcript is spliced from 11 exons. The record is from RefSeq and is a predicted model, not a curated record. Gene Ontology annotation, cellular component: centrosome; spindle pole.